Miscanthus lutarioriparius is the source of this 990-nucleotide messenger RNA. NCBI's taxonomy places the organism in Eukaryota, Viridiplantae, Streptophyta, Magnoliopsida, Poales, Poaceae. The record is from the annotation of a GenBank genome assembly.
AUGGGUGAACGUAAGGUGCUGAACAAGUAUUACCCGCCGGACUUCGACCCGUCGAAGAUCCCGCGACGGCGGCAGCCCAAGAACCAGCAGAUCAAGGUGCGCAUGAUGCUCCCCAUGAGCAUCCAGUGCGCUACCUGCGGGACAUACAUAUACAAGGGCACCAAGUUCAACUCCAGAAAGGAGGACGUCAUCGGAGAGACAUACUUGGGAAUACAAAUAUUUAGGUUUUACUUCAAGUGUACUAAGUGCUCUGCUGAGAUGACAUUCAAAACAGAUCCUCAGAAUUCUGACUACACAGUGGAAUCGGGGGCUAGUCGCAAUUUUGAACCUUGGCGGGAACAGGAUGAGGCAGCAGACAAAGAAAAGAGGAAACGAGAUGCUGAGGAGAUGGGUGAUGCAAUGAAAGCGUUGGAAAAUAGAGCAAUGGAUUCAAAGCAGGAUAUGGACAUUCUUGCUGCUUUGGAAGAGAUGCGGUCCAUGAAGUCUAGACAUGCUGGUGUCUCUGUUGAUCAGAUGCUUGAAAUUUUGAAGUGUUCUGCUCAUGAGAAGGAGGAAAAAGCAAUUGCAGAGCUUGAUAAAGAAGAUGAAGAACUUAUCAAAUCAAUCACUUUUCGAAACUCUGGAUUUUAUGUAAAGCGGAUAGAAGAUGACGAUGAUGAUGACGAUGAUGAUGAUUUGGUCCCUGGCCAAUCGAGUAAAACAAUAAAGAUCAAUGGAUCUUCUAAAUCUGUGACAAAGCCAACAGAUGUUUUAAGCAAAACUAACGAAUCGGAGGGUGCCAAUAAAGAAGGGAGCAAGAGCUGGAUGCCCAAAUUUAUUGUGAAACCAAAGUCUGCUAGCGCAGAUCCUCAUAAGAGACAGAAGGUUGAAUCCAUGGCUGUCCAAGACAACGGGAAAGGCCUAGAUGAUGAACAAAAAAGUGAAUCUGCAAAGCAAACCAAUGUUCUCCAGUCCCUAUGCCAGAACUAUGAUAGCGAUGAUAGUGAAUGA